CGAAUGGUGUUCGGUUCUUUCUUUUCUAGGGCUCACGCGCGCGGACUCCACAUGUCUAUCGUAGGGCGUGCUGGUUUUUGUCCUGUCCUGUACUGGACAAGUUCACUACACCUCCCCUCGUAUCGUCUGCAGGGCAAAGCGCGCACAUUACAGUAGGUGGUUCCAUUGAGGACUAUGUGCAAGCUGGAGAGUAUGACUCGACGCCAGAGACCUCGCUCUUGUUAUUGUUGUUGUAUGCGCCUUGGCUGGAGCUGCCUUUCUUCUUCUUCCAUUCCGAGAGGAGAGGCUCUGGAAGGUAGGAGAAAGAAACCCCAUAGUCUUCUACGACCCCAGACCGGCUUUUCUUAUCGCGGCAGUUCAUGCCGGCUGGGUAGGACCUACCCAUUGAGAAACAGGUGUAGGCUGGUGGUUACUCAUCCACUCCGACGUCCAAGUCUCUAGAUCUACUCGUCCCUUGUCUAUUUUUCUCUACGCCCUUUCUUUUCCUUCUUCAUCUCCCUCUCUCACUCGAGUUGAAGUGUUUGCACGC
Dissoconium aciculare CBS 342.82 is the source of this 529-nucleotide messenger RNA. RefSeq lists its product as uncharacterized. Lineage: Eukaryota; Fungi; Ascomycota; Dothideomycetes; Mycosphaerellales; Dissoconiaceae. The transcript has a single exon. The coding region runs from base 175 to 441 and encodes 88 amino acids. The record is from RefSeq and is a predicted model, not a curated record.